CUGGAAUCCUCACACUCAAAAUGGUUGGCACAUGCCCGGGCGGCCUGUAGCCGAGAGCAAUGGCCUUUGGUGCCUUCAAGGGCUUUGGCAAAGGCCCGCCAGGCGGCUUUGGUGGCUUUGGUGGCAAAGGUGGGGGUCCAGGUGGUCCAGGUGGUCCAGGUGGUGGCUACUGCGAAGAGGACCGAAGCAGGGACUGGCAGUGCCCAAAUGGAUCUUGUAGAGAAAGAAAUUUUGUCAAAAGACCCAUUUGUUUCAAGUGCGGUACGCCGAGACCAGCAGCCGAUGCCCAGCGAGCUUCGCAGCCGCCACCGAAGGGGGGCACCACGCUGCAUGGAAUGGUCAAGAGCUACAACAAGAAAGGGUUCGGUUUUAUCAUGUGCACCGGCAACUCCGACAUCCAGGACCUGUACUUCACAAGAGAGAACGUCAGUUCUCGCUUACUGCACCCUGAUAUGCCCGGAGAGCGGGUCACCUUUGAAAUUGGCUACGAAGGCCGCCGCAUGGUGGCAAGGAAUGUUCGGCCAUUCGGUGAAGACAAGCAUACUCAAGCAGCCAUGGUGGCGAAUAGUAACAAGGCCCGAUAUGAGCGAGGCUACGAUGAAGAGGACACUAGCAGGGAUUGGAACUGCCCCUCCUGCAAUGAGCGGAACUUCUUGAAGAGAAAUGUUUGCUUCAAGUGUUCCACGCCGAAGCCCAUUGUUGCAGAUCCGCCUGGUGCCCCGUCCAUACCGCGUCGUACGCUUUCUCCUCAUGCUGGCGCUCGUGCCAUCAGGGAGGCCUUGGCUGCUGCAAAGGCGGCACCGAAAGACGGAGAGGAAGAGAAGGAAGCUGCAAGCGAAGAAAGCAGCAGCCCGUCUGAAAAGCCCAAAAAAGAAAAAAAGAAGCGGAAGAAGAGGCGAAGAAAGAGCAGUUCUGGAAGCUCUUCCAGUCGUGCGCACAAAAAGAAGAAGGCGAAAAAACACAAAAGCAAGGGUGGGUCUUCAUCAAGUGGAGGCUCCGUCAAAUCUAGUAGGAGCAAAUCAAGUAGCAGUGCUUGUGUCAUGGAAGAGCCAGUCAAAGAGGCCGCGGUGCCAGUCAGCAGCAAUCCAGACAUCGACAAGGCCAAGCAGGAGGCUCUGGAAAAGUUGCUGAAACUCAAGACCGUGGAGCCGAAAGAAGCGAGGAUGAAGGAGUGGAGGGAGCUUUUGCGGCAAUGGCAUCCAGACAAGAAUCCGCAGAGGAUUGAGGUGGCGACAGCCGUUUUCCAGUUCUUGCAGAAGGGCAAGCCAAUGCUGGAUGGAGCUUGAGUUGCAUGAGUAGCUCGAGCCGAUAAGGGUGUCACAUAGAUCUUUAAUCCGUUGUGUCCCUCUG
Molecule: messenger RNA, 1350 nt
Organism: Durusdinium trenchii
Lineage: Eukaryota; Dinophyceae; Suessiales; Symbiodiniaceae
Source: the annotation of a GenBank genome assembly